Molecule: messenger RNA, 510 nt
Organism: Peromyscus californicus insignis
Lineage: Eukaryota; Metazoa; Chordata; Mammalia; Rodentia; Cricetidae
Product: zinc finger protein 713-like
Exons: 1
Coding region: 43-510 (155 amino acids)
Source: RefSeq, a predicted model, not a curated record
UUCAACCAGACUUCAACUCAUAACCAAACUCAGAUAGCCAUUAUGGGAGAAAAACCCUAUAAGUGUGACGAAUGCGGGAGAGGAUUCAGCCAGAGGAUACACCUCAUUCAACAUCGGAGGAUCCAUACAGGGGAAAAACCUUUCAUUUGUAACGAAUGUGGGAAAACCUUCCGUCGGCAUUCAUCCUUUACCCAGCACCUGAGAAUCCACACGGGGGAGAAGCCCUACAAAUGUAGUCAGUGUGGCAAAGCUUUUGGCCACAUCACAUCGCUCACUGAGCAUCACGGACUUCACGGUGGAGAGAGACCUUAUGAAUGCCGCGUCUGUGGAAAAGCCUUCAGCCAGCGAACGCAUCUUAAUCAGUACGAAAGGACACACACGGGAGAGAUGCCCUAUAAGUGUAAUGAAUGUGGGAAAGCCUUCAGCCAGAGUGCUCACCUUAACCAGCACAGGAGAAUCCACAGUCGUGAGAAGUUAUGUGACUAUAAAUGGGAAAAAGCCUCCAACUGA